AUGACUUCCGAGGUCGAGUACUCCUACGACAAUCUUCGAAAAAACCUCUCCCUGUUGCUGCACAACAAGCAGCCUACACAAGAAAAAGGGCGCAAUUCCUGUGCUGCGUAUGGGUAUCCUCUCCCGCAUCCUGAUCUCCUCUGUGCUGUACAAAGUGAAGACAAGCUCAUUCUCCUUCUUUCUUCUUGGCUAUGCCUGAGGGUCGGAUUGCUUGCGCGUUUCAACAGUCACUAUCUGGUCACCGUGCAGAGUCAUCAGCUUUGGAGGACCAUCCUCCAGACGGAGUGGUUCACCAGCCAUGGUUCUAGCACCAAUGCCUGA
Desarmillaria tabescens is the source of this 321-nucleotide messenger RNA. RefSeq lists its product as uncharacterized. Lineage: Eukaryota; Fungi; Basidiomycota; Agaricomycetes; Agaricales; Physalacriaceae. The transcript is spliced from 2 exons. The record is from RefSeq and is a predicted model, not a curated record. The coding region runs from base 1 to 321 and encodes 106 amino acids.